AUGGAUGAGGAUCAUUACCUGUACUCACCGCUAGGUAUUAUGUUCGUGACAAUGGGUGAGAAUCAUGAACAAGUCUCGUUCGCUUAUCCAUUUCAGGGUGAUUCCUCGUUUCCAUCCGGAUCACAAUCAUUUUCAUCUUCUGAACCAUGUGGAACAUUAUACGCGCAAUCGUUAAGAAGCGGUGAUGAGCGAAAUAAGUGUGAUGCAGAACAAUAUGGGGUACCAACAAAAAUUCUUGCCCAUUUACUCUCUGCUAGAGGUAUUUGUGAGAAACCAUUUGAAAUUAAAAUUGACAAUAUACGAUUUGCUGGUUUCCCGAAGACCGUUUCACAUCCAACUGGUCGUUCACCACAGACAUUUCAUGUUGUUUUCAUUUUAAUUGCAAAGGCAGCAGCUGAUCUGGUUGCUCGUAAAAUUGCAAUUGCAAUUGAUGAGGAACAAACACGUUGCAAUUAUUUGGCAGAACAAAUGACAACGAUAUUAAAUGAACAUGAAAAAAAUGAAUCUGUUCCAGGAGGCCAAGCAUUUCCAUAUCAUGAAGUGCUGGCACACUGUUCAUUGGCACAGGAUCUUCGCGAUAUAUUCAGUGAUGUCAGCGAAUAUGGCGUAGUUCAUAUUUUCCUAAAUGAUUGCGUUGAAGUAGGCUUUUGUGUUGAACAACGUGCGCUUUUACAUGCAGGACUAACACCUAAAACGAGGAGCGAAAUUGAGGCGACUAUCCUACGCCUAAGGCCAUAUCACGGAAUUUUACUACUGGAAGAUAUUAUACCAGGACAUGACUCUAAUCCAACAUUGCAUUUUUUCCUAAAACAUUGUCAUCCGGAUCAAAGUCUAAUCAGCAUCAGCGAUUCAUCGGGUCUUCCACUGUUUCAAGUUCUUACCGUAGUCAGACAUUUGUUAUUAUGGGCACGCGCAAUUGUUAUAUAUCCAUUAUGCACUAGUAAUAUUUAUACUUCUGCUACUUCACCAAAACCGUUAUCAAGAUUAACUGAACAGUUUGGUGAAAUUUUUGAAAAUGCUCAUUUACCCACGAUAUUGGCGCAAUUUUCUCCACCGUGUACAUUAGCGGAAUUCAUGAAUGCUCCAAUGAACAGUUUCAAUGAACAGCAACUUCGCAUACGAAUGGUCGCACGACUAUUACGAGAUCAGCUAAUUGUGCAACUUCAUACAUUCCUUUAUUUGAUGUCACCAUUUUCACAUGAAACUGUCUACGAGUCUGUUAUGGAUACAGAGCAAGAUGAAAACUUGCACCAGUUAUUAUCAAAUGCGAUGCUGACAACUGAAAUUAAAGCUUCAGUGAUUCAAGUAUAUAAGACGAUGCUCAAGCAACAUUCAAAGCAAUAUGCUGAAGAUUUGCUUGAACUAUUUUUAAGACUGAUACCGUACUUAAGGGGUGAGAAUCAUAUCGAAGAUAUAAUGUAUAGAAUGAAUUUGGAACGAUCAUCCGUAAUGCGUGCUUUGGAUACAUUUGCUUGCGUGAUUGCGCCAUUCAUGAGACCGGAAUAUAUUUAA
This is a messenger RNA of Acanthocheilonema viteae, 1512 nucleotides long. The record is from the annotation of a GenBank genome assembly. Lineage: Eukaryota; Metazoa; Nematoda; Chromadorea; Rhabditida; Onchocercidae.